AUGGUUCGACGCAAGUUUGUGAUGAGCAAAAAAACUAGAAAAAGACAUUGUAUCGAUGGUGCCAAAGUAUCAAACCGCGAGCCCAAGGAUCCAAGUUUACGACAAAAAUUUGCUGAUCAUAUCGAGGUAAAUACUUCUGGCCUUCCACCAAAAGUUGACCUUCGUCCAUACAUGUCACCUAUUGGAGAGCAAUCAGCUAUUGGUAGUUGUGUAGGAGAUGCUUUUGCAGGAGCUUAUGAAUAUUUAUUAAAAAAAAGUGAUGGUCGUGAUAUUAAUAUUAGUCGGUUAUUCAUUUACUAUAAUGCUCGAGUUAAGGAUAAAAAAGAUUUGAACAUAGAUGAACCGCUCCACGAUAGCGGUUGUACCAACACAAGCGCUCUUGAAACAUUAAAAGAAUUUGGUGUUUGUGAAGAAGAAAUUUGGAAGCACGAUAAAAAAGUCAUAAAUAAACGUCCUUCAGAUGAAGCGUACGAAGCAGCUACAAGUAGAAAGAUACUUGAUGCAUUAGAAGUUAACACAGAUUUAACUGAAAUGAAAACAUGUCUUGCUCAAGGUUAUCCAUUUGUAUUUUCCUUGAGAGUGUUCAAUUCAUUUGAAAGAUUCUAUAGUAAAGGUAUUGUACCAAUGCCAACACCAGAAGAAAUAAAACAAGAAGAACCUGAAGGACAUGCAAUGUUAGCUGUUGGUUAUAGUGAUUGUUCGAAAUCGUUUAUCGUUCGAAAUUCUUGGGGAAAAGAAUGGGGUGAUGAAGGAUAUGCUUUUAUUCCAUAUGCUUACAUGGUUAAUCCGCAUUAUUGUUUGGAGGCAGUCGCUGUACGUCAAGUGGAUAGCAAUGAUUUGGGCCAUGACGGUUGGAAUCAAGAUGAUUCAAUUAAUUAUCACCCAGAUGAUGUUGAUCCAGAAGACGAUCACGAAGAUGAAUUUGAAAUUAUAGACGAGGAUGUAGACGACGAAUCAGAAGGAGAACAAGAGCAACAAGAAGAACAAGAAGAAGAAUAA
Messenger RNA from Rotaria sp. Silwood1, 999 nucleotides. The record is from the annotation of a GenBank genome assembly. NCBI's taxonomy places the organism in Eukaryota, Metazoa, Rotifera, Eurotatoria, Philodinida, Philodinidae.